Molecule: messenger RNA, 758 nt
Organism: Toxorhynchites rutilus septentrionalis
Lineage: Eukaryota; Metazoa; Arthropoda; Insecta; Diptera; Culicidae
Product: T-cell immunoglobulin and mucin domain-containing protein 2-like
Exons: 2
Coding region: 134-643 (169 amino acids)
Source: RefSeq, a predicted model, not a curated record
ACCGAUGACCUGACCGUCAACGCUAUAGUGAAAAGUGCUUCGAUGGCAUGUAUUCAGUCGCCCGUGUAAAGCGAUACGUUGAAGCUGUGUUGUGGUUUGGGUCGUUCAGUGUCUAGAAAAAAAACUACACAGAAUGGGGUUGAGGUGGGCGAUCACGGCAAAAGUGAUCCUUACUGUUGUUACCCUCCAGUUGGUGAACGCGGCCAAUGGGUACAAACUGAAUGUGGAUACUUCGCCGGAGAAGGAAAUGAAAAAUAUGACGUGCGAGUCAUACUGUGGCCAUUGUGGCUGUGCCGGGACCUUUUUCGCACAGGAAAAUAAGUGCGUUUGCGCUUGCGACAAUCAUGAUCCCGACUUCCUAGGGAAGCUCAGGGAAACGAAUAAUCAAGUGGGAUUAAGCUAUGCCGUCGAAAUACAAGGAUCCGAUGGGCGUCCUCCAAAUGGAAAACAUAUUCGGGUGCCUCGGCAGGCUUCCACAAGAAUACCUUGGCGUCAUCGGAGUACGCCUAGACGCCUACGAUCGCGAAGCACAACCCGGCGUCGUCUUCGUCGUACCAGAUCUACUACCACUGCAGCCACAACUGCGGAACCCACGACAACAACAACCACUCCACGCCCUUUGAAACUACUAUUUGUGUACUAAAUCUAGGCUGUUAGAAAUGUUUUUGUUAUGAUUUGUUUCAAUAAAGAUAUGCUUGUCUUUCACGCGUUCUAUUAAUACAUGUUAUAUAUUUUAUGAAUUCAAUAAAAUUAUCAUU